AACCAGAUCCUCCCUGCAGUGCGUAAGAGCGCGAUUCAGGAUUUAACCAAGUCUUUGCUGCGGGGUUGGCUGCAGUCUUCACCAGAGCACCGACGGCCCGAGAGCCUCCCGACGCAAUGAGAGUGUAAUCUGCACACCGCUUUGGAACCAGACUCGAUUUUUAUAUAUAUUAGUAUAUAUUUUUUGUCAACUACAAAAAAAAGAAAAAAAAAAAAGAAAGAAAAAAAAAACCCGACGCGUUUUCCAUCCUUCGAACGAUGACCGGAGUUUUCGACCGGAGGAUCUCGAGUGUGAAGCCCACCGAUUUCCAGAGCUCCUUCCAACUUUCCAGCAUGCACCAUCCGUCUCAGGAAUCCCCCACGCUACCCGAGUCCUCGGCAACGGAUUCUGGAUACUACAGCCCCGCCGGUGGAGUCCCUCAUGGCUACUGCUCGCCCAGUUCCUCGUCGUCCUACGGGAAGCCCCUGAACGCCUAUCAGUACCAGUACCACGGCGUGAACGGAUCUGCUGGGAAUUACACGACAAAAUCCUACAGUGAUUACAGCUCGUACACGGCCCCCGCCUACCACCAGUAUGCCGGGACUUACAGCAGAGUGCAAGCCCAGGCGAGUCCGCAAGAAAAAGACAUAAGCGAGCCUGAGGUGAGGAUGGUGAAUGGCAAGCCGAAGAAAGUGAGAAAACCCCGCACCAUUUACUCCAGCUUCCAGCUGGCCGCCCUGCAGAGGAGGUUCCAGAACACGCAGUAUCUGGCGCUGCCGGAGAGAGCCGAGCUCGCAGCAUCACUGGGACUCACGCAAACACAGGUCAAAAUCUGGUUCCAGAACCGAAGAUCGAAGAUGAAGAAGAUCAUGAAAAACGGCGAGCUUCCGCCAGAGCACAGCCCCAGCUCCAGCGACCCCAUGGCCUGCAACUCGCCGCAGUCCCCGGCCGUGUGGGACGCGCAGGGCCCCUCCAGGUCUCACAGUUUACAGCCGCAGAGCCUCAACGCAGCGGCCUCUAACUUUCUGGACAACGCUUCGAAUUGGUACUCCUCAGCCGGCAGCUCCAUGGCCCCCCACCUUCAGACCCCGAACUCGAUACAGCACUCAUUGGCUCUCGGAGCUGGGACGUUAUAUUGAACAGAAAAGAAAAAAAGAAUACAAAAAGAAACAAAAGAACCCCUCCUGUUGUUUUUAUUUUUAUUUUUUAUUAUUAUUUUUUAUUUCCUUUUAUGGGACUCGUGUUCACAUUUCAGAGGAAUAUGCAAUGUAUUUGAUGGCAGUCAUAGAGGAAAACGUGUAAAAUGUGUAAAUGUGUGCAUGUAAUUUAUUGCAUUUUGGAAGAAUAUUAAACGUUUAAAUGGACAAUGGA
Molecule: messenger RNA, 1350 nt
Organism: Fundulus heteroclitus (mummichog)
Lineage: Eukaryota; Metazoa; Chordata; Actinopteri; Cyprinodontiformes; Fundulidae
Gene: dlx5a
Product: distal-less homeobox 5a
Exons: 3
Coding region: 258-1118 (286 amino acids)
Biological process (GO): embryo development; cell differentiation; anatomical structure formation involved in morphogenesis
Molecular function (GO): DNA-binding transcription factor activity, RNA polymerase II-specific; RNA polymerase II cis-regulatory region sequence-specific DNA binding
Source: RefSeq, a predicted model, not a curated record